Messenger RNA from Maudiozyma barnettii, 1458 nucleotides. It is a transcript of the gene CNM67, whose product is annotated as Cnm67p. NCBI's taxonomy places the organism in Eukaryota, Fungi, Ascomycota, Saccharomycetes, Saccharomycetales, Saccharomycetaceae. Bases 1 to 1458 code for a protein of 485 amino acids. The transcript has a single exon. The record is from RefSeq and is a predicted model, not a curated record.
AUGGGAAAUGAUAUGAAGUCACAAAUACUGGCAGCGGCUCAAAUACUAGAUGCAGAUAGCAAUGAUAGAGCAAAUGCAACUACUACCUCGACGUAUCACACAGAUAAUAUGAAUGGUUUAGCAAUUAGUUCAGAUAAUCAAGAUAGGCUCUCAGAUCAUAGCAUGGGGAAAGAGCAAUUCAGUGAUGAAAUCAAUCCUACAAGAUACAAUCAAUCAACUCCCAAGCACGAACAGAAUAAUAAUCCGUCAGUCCGUGGAUUGGAUGGCAAUACGGUAAGAGGUAAUGGGCCAGAUAAAUCUGCUUCCAAUAUGGAAACCAUUAAAAAUAAAAUUAGUAAUCUACAAGAUGAGUUGAAUGCAAAGGAUAGCUUAAUUAGAAAAAUUAAUGAGGAAAAACAACAGCAAACAGAAGCAUUUGAUGAAUUGAAAGAUAUUUUAGAAUCAAACAAUAAAGAAAUACUUGAACUAAAACAAAAACUAAUGGAUAAAGAAGAAGAGUCAAAAGAGGUAAAAGAUAAUAAUUCCAAUAUCCAAAAUGAGGUGAUUAAACUAAAACAAGAUAACGUUAAUUUUAGUAAAUAUAUAUCUCAACUUAAAUUUUCAGAUAUUCCUAUUGGGCGAAUGAUAACAAAGAGUUAUAAAUCAUUCGAACAAAAUGAAAAUACGUACAGCCUACAGUUAUCCAACAUAUUAAUAAAUGAAGGAAUUGAUAUUGAAGAACAUAUAUUCAAAGAUAGAAAGACUUUUUCCUCAAUGCUAGGUAAUGGUUUGGACCGAAUUGCAGAAACUUUAAAAGAAUUGAGGUUGGAAGAUUCGGCUGAAAUCCAACAUACUCUUACGGGUAUGGAAAAUAUUAAAGAAAAUAUAAAAUCGUCAAAUACCUCAACUCAGACAUUCCUGGAAAAUAUCAAACUAGAAUUUUCAAAAGAAGUAGAAAUAUUUGAGAAACUUUUAAAUCAGAAGGACCUGAAAAUAGAAGAGCUUUCAUCCCUGAACAAGGAUAAAGAUGUACUUUAUGAAAACCUGGAAAAGACGUACCGAGCAAUAAGAGGAAAUGUAGAUGAUUCUUUGAAAUACGAGGACGUUAAGAGUGCAGACGUUACUAAGGUCGUCUAUGAUUCUCUAGAGUUACAAAAAAUUGAUACUUUAGACCUAGUAACUUUACAGAACGAGUUAAAGAAGGUUUGUGUGGGGAUACAGACACCAUUCAAUAAGAUACAGAGAAAGGUCAUCUUGGCAAAUGUAUUAAUAAAGAAUGAGCUCGUGCAUGCCUUAAAUUUUAUAAAUUUACUCUAUUUUAAACUUCACGGAGAUAACCUGGACUUCCACGAGCUAGAAAAUACAGCAUAUAGGCAGUAUCUUAAGAUUCGUGAUGUCGAUAAUGUUCAGCAUCCCCUGAAGCGUAUUUUAGAUGAACUGUAUCAACAUAUUUUGCUUGAAAUGGUAUCCGAUGUUUAG